CCCCUCGGUGCGCUCAAAGCCGCGCGAAUGAAAUAGCAGAUAUGAAUUCUCGUCGUUCGUCUUGCUCGCGACUUUUUUCUUUUUUCGCAUGACCGCCAACGAGUCGACCGUCUGGUUGCAUAUGAAACUCGCUUUUCGUCUCGCAGUAACCGGGACGGUUCUCGCUGUGAUUCCCAGAUAAGCAACGCCGAGAAGCGUAUCAAAUAUCGAAUGCGAAUGCAAGAAGGAUGCGACAGUAAACGGCCGAAUGAUCGUGAUUGGUGUGCGUACAUGUACAACAAAUAUUGGAGAGUGAUGACCGCUAGAAAAGACAUUUGUUCCAAAUAAUAACGUUCGAGGAGAUCGGAACAAAGAACGAGUCGACGCACGAUGGCACGUGAGAAAGCAACUACGAUUUUCGGACGUUUUCAAAUCUUCAUGGAAGACGAAAUAGGAACGGGCAAACUCGUUACCUAUGGGAUCGCCAGCACUGCUUUAUUUCUUGCGCUACACAGAAUUAGACCGUUUGCGAAAUUCAAGAAACCGUCCGACGUUCCAUUUCAUUUUUUGCAAUCACAUGUGCCAUUACAAGGCACCGUUAUGCGCGUGGAGCCGAGCGAUGGUGCCCUACUAAUGGUCGAUCAUCAACCUUUACUGCCUUUUCCCCGAUUUAGCCAAACGAGUUACUUACCUGUCAAGAUUGGUGAUGUUAAUGUUACGGGUAACGGUAUAAGUUGGUUGCAAUUUGUAGUCAGUGGAAAACUUAUAACAUUUGUACCUAUAAUCAAGGAAAAAGAUUACUUAAAAUGUACAGUUACGAUACCACAAAAAGAUCAGGAUUCAUUAAAAAUUGGUGAAGAGUUAGUGAAAUUGGGCCUAGGUACAGUACAUGAAUCUGGCAUAAGGCUGAAAGACAAAAAUGCUUUAGCAUAUACAAAAUCUCUAAUAAAUGCUCAAAAGUGGGCAAUACGCAGGAGAAAUGGGCACUGGCAUUUCGUUAGACAGCCAACAGUACUCUGGAAAACUCAAAUGUUUAUAAUAAAUAAAAUGAAGUCAUUAUUGCCUGCUUACAUAGUGAGACAGCUUGAUAUUUAA
Messenger RNA from Harpegnathos saltator (Jerdon's jumping ant), 1074 nucleotides. RefSeq lists its product as uncharacterized. Bases 370 to 1074 code for a protein of 234 amino acids. NCBI's taxonomy places the organism in Eukaryota, Metazoa, Arthropoda, Insecta, Hymenoptera, Formicidae. The record is from RefSeq and is a predicted model, not a curated record. The transcript is spliced from 6 exons.